Bombus pascuorum is the source of this 1116-nucleotide messenger RNA. RefSeq names its product piggyBac transposable element-derived protein 4-like. The record is from RefSeq and is a predicted model, not a curated record. Lineage: Eukaryota; Metazoa; Arthropoda; Insecta; Hymenoptera; Apidae. The transcript is spliced from 3 exons. The coding region runs from base 1 to 1116 and encodes 371 amino acids.
AUGAAAAAAAAUGAAUUUUCGGAAAGCGAAGAGGAAUUCGAACUUAGGUUUUAUAGUGACGAUUUAGCUGAAAUUAAUAGUAUAAAUGAAAGUAGAUAUAGUGACACCGAGAGCGAUAGUGACAGCAGUGAUAUAAUUAAUCGAAGUCGGAAAGCUCGGCUUAUUGAAUCAGAUACCGAUGGUACCGUAAGCCCCACUACGGAAGAGAAUGAUUGGAUUAGUAUUACAGAGGAUGGGUACAGGCCUACAAGAGUAAAUUAUUCAGUAGGACCAAAAUCGACAGGACCACAAAUUUCUUCUAAUAUUUUUGAACCUAUUCAGUUUUUCAAACUAUUUUUCACAAAACCACUUGUUGAUGAAAUAAUAAAGGAAACAAAUAACUAUGCAAAAUUUGUGUUGAAUUCAAAGAAUCUAACUAAAGACUCUAUAUGGCAAACAUGGCAUGAUGUAAAUGAAGAUGAAUUCUGGGCUUUCAUUGGAGUCAUCCUAAAUAUGGGUACAAUGCCUAUUUCUAACAUACAAGAAUAUUGGUCAACUAAACAUAACAACUAUAUAGAUUCAAAAUUUUCUGAACACUUUAUACCUAGUCAAAAUAUUUGUUUACACGAAUCAAUAGUAACAUUUAAAGGAAAAAUUUCAUUUAUUACCUAUAACCCUAUUAAGCCAACAAAGUGGAGUAUAAGAAUAUAUGCGAUGGUGGAUUCUGAAACUGGUUAUAUCUCUAUUAUCUUACCUUAUUAUGGGAGUAUUACAUCAGGAAAUCUUAUUCGUCCAGAUUUACCAGUUAGCACUAGAAUUCCAUUGCAUUUAUAUCAAAAGUUGUUAGAUAAAAUUCCAGAGGCUCAGGGUUAUCAUAUGUUUACUGAUAGAUAUUAUACCAGUAUACUUUUGGCAGAAGAAUUAAUGAAAGUAAAAUGUUACUUGACUGCCUGGAAAGACAAGAGAAUUAUGUCACUCUUGAGUACUUGGAGUGAUGCUGGAAUGAUAGAUUCAAAAAGAAUUCUACAAGGAGGUAAAGAAGUAAACAUUAGAAAGCCUAAUGUAGUUGUCAGCUAUACAAAUUCUAUGAGCAGCAUAGAUCGAACUAAUCAAUACACAUCUACUUAUUGUUUUUGA